Messenger RNA from Peronospora matthiolae, 387 nucleotides. NCBI's taxonomy places the organism in Eukaryota, Oomycota, Peronosporomycetes, Peronosporales, Peronosporaceae. The record is from the annotation of a GenBank genome assembly.
AUGAGUUGUGAUCGCCCGUUCAAGCGCCGAAGGAUCAGCAUGGAGACUGCAGCGUACGAGUUCCACGAGAUCCAGGACGAGGUCAAGAAGAUCAGUCUCGAGAUACCGGAGACGGUGCUCGCAGGUCAGACUUAUCAUGCGUCGGACGUGCAUCAGUGGACGACGGAUAUCUCGUCGCAAUGCCUCAAGGAGCUCAAGGGCGUGGCCAACGGCUCAGCUGGCUUCAAGUACAUUGUGAACUGCACGAUUCUGCAGAAGCGGAAUGCUGGCUUUCACACCAACUCGUCGUGUUUCUGGGACGCCAAGCGAGACGGCAGCGUGGCGAUUCGAUGGGAGAACGCGACCAUGACGUGCGUGCUUACAGUUUACUGCAUCAGUCUCCAGUAG